CAAAAAUGGAUGCAAUGAUAAACCCAGUUGUUGUUUAAUACAAUGACAAGUUUUUCUUGGGUAUUUUUUUUUUUCUUGUAAUUUUUAAUUUAAACAAAGAGUGUUAAGGAUAGAUAUAAAGAAAGAGAUUCAUUGUAGUGUUCGUCUUCGUUUGUAAAAGUUUUGUAUCGUUUAGCCUUGACGGGCGCCAGCCGGUCGCGUGUAAACUCUCACGCGCACGUGCACGCACUAAUACCCUUCGAACGUAACUGAACAUCCAGUUCAGGGAUCAGAUUACUUCUCUCUCUCUCUCUCUCUCUCUCUCUUUAUUUAGGUUUUUUGUUCCUAAAUUUGUUAACAUUUGUUAAGAUUUUGAGUGAUAAAAAGAACAACACCCAAAUAGUAUUGGAUGUAUGAGUAAAAAAAUCAAAUGUUUUGAGAAAUGUUAUGUGAGACUUUUUAAUAGAAGAGGAGUACGUAAACACCAUGUCGAAUACCGACGUGGUACGAAUUUCUCCUCAGCAACAACAACAACAACAACAACAACAGCAACAACAGGGAUCAUCACUUGAUGAGGAACAAGGAAGACUGAAAAACGAUUUGCAAUAUACUCGAAAAAAGGGAGGACUUUUGAAGGCACCAGUCGAAUCGUCGCCCUACCAAGGACGUGAAUGUGAGAGAUGUUUAGCACCGUUCGGUAGAUUUUACAACACAGGGGCUACGUGUACUCGUUGCAGGUAUAGGGUUUGCAAACGGUGCCGUAUCGAGGUCAAAAGUACCAACAAACAAAACGACCAUUCUAAAGACGUCGAAUGGGUUUGCACCCUUUGCUAUGAUAUCGCAGAAUUGCACAUUAUCACUGGAGGCAAAUGGGUGAACGAGGAUAAUUUAUCUUGUCGAAGAAAAAUAUUCAUCGAUGAUAUCAAAUCAUCACCAUUCGAUAUAUUGAAACAAUAUAAUAUUCGACGUGCCUGGACGAUCAACGGACCACCUACACAUUGGUCAGCUGCAAGGAAGUCACCUGAAUUACGAUUAUAUCGAAGUUUACCAAUUAAACGACAGAAAUAUCGUGAAUCUGUCGAAAAAAGGUGUACCGUAAGAAAGGAUAAUUCAUCUUUGUCAAGAUCGGAGGAAGAAAAUCGAACGAGUUUACCUCAAACUAUCAUUGAUAUUAUAAACGACGAAUCAUCUUUCUUCGAGAAAAUUAUCUCACGAUCUGUUGAUAUUGCAUCUAACGAUCGAACGAAAAAAAACGAUAAAAUACGUGGAGAGGUCAGAUUGAACGAGGACAUUUCUUCUGUUGCUGCAUCAAGUGACAAAAAUUCUUUCAAAAAAAACGACAAAAAUCUGACGAAUAAUAAUAAAACGAAAGAGGGGGUACAGGAAGAAACGAUAGGUGGGAAUACUAAUCAAGAACAAUCAGUUGGUACACCUAGAAUUUCUUUACUCAAACCACCAAGAAUUCUUUCCAAAUUAAUCUCGCCGGAUGUUAAAUCGUCACAGAGCAAAUAUGGCGAAAGAAAAUCGAAUAUUCCAAUAUUUAAAAGGAGUUCCAAGGAAUUCGAGGAUAUCAGGAGUCCUCAGGAAUCACCGAGACGAUCUCUUAUACCACAAAGAUAUAGAGGAAGCACCGAUGACCUUAGACGCAGUCGAGAGGACAUAAGCGUGCCAAGUUUGAUACCGAAACUCCUGUCACCUAGAAAUAAAGAAGAUAUUAAUAGAUUGAUAAAACGUCAGGAUAGCAAGGACGACGUUAGGAUUAACGUACAGAACAACAACAAUAACAAACGUAUCGAAGCAUCAUCGAUGCUUUUGCGAAAAGAUUUGAAAGACGAUACGAAAGGUGGUGGUGGUGGUGGUGGUGGUGGUGGUGGUGGUAGUGGUGGUGUUGGUACUUCGAACCUAAACGUAAAUAAUAAUAAUCAUCAUCAUAGUAAUUCAAAAGAGGAAAGUAAAAUACGAAUAUUCCGACGAGAUAAUAGCAAAGAGGACGACGUGGGUAGGGAGAGUACAAAUUCAAAUGCGAGCGUUGCUACAAAAGGAAAGCAAACUGGAAAGGAGGAGGAGGAGGAAGAGGAGGAGGAAGAGGUGGAGGAACGUGUGGGCGAUAUUACAAUGUCCAAAUCGAAAUUAUUUACCUUUGCAUGUGAACAAAGCAAGAAGAAAAGGGAAAGUUUCGAGGACGACGUAGGAACACAGUUGCAAACUAAACGACAAGUUGUUUUAAUUGAACAGAAACGUUUAGAACAAGUUGACACGAUGUUAGGUGGUGGUGGUGGUGUUGUUGAUAAAAGUGAAAAAGAUGAGGAUGAACAAAUUAAAAGGACAAUGGAUAAUGAAUUUAGAGAUGUUUCAAUAGAGGAUGAUAAAAUUAUCGAAGAUAUUCCUUCCAAUGAUUUUGAUAUCAGUGAGGUGUGUGGUACGAAUGAUCGAAGAUCCUUAACUGAUAUUGGUCAUGCCAAGAAAUUGGACGAAUUUCAAGUGGUACGUAGAAAAUUUUCUAAAGAAGAAUUUUCUAAUCCAGACGAUACGGAUGAAACACCAAACAAACGUUGCUCCAGCCAUUUAUCACCAGAAGCAAGUCCUUUGAGUACAAGAUCCUCGAGAUAUAGUCCUAGAGAGAGUGAAAGUGAACCGACACCUGCACUUCCACGAAAAAUAGGUGGAGAUUCUUGUUCAGCUUCUCAAAGAAUACGAGAUGCGAUAAGUAGAAGCAGAAGAGAAUCAAAUAGUAGUGCAAGAUAUGAGAGUAGUGGCAGCGAGAGUGUAAGACUGAGCGAGACGGGAUUGCAUGAUGGGGUUGAUCUGGCAAGAAAGUUGAAAUUUUUUGGCGGUAAUGGUAAUAGUACGAUACCAUUGAUCAUCGGUAACGACCAAGUGAUACAACGAGAUAGUGCAACGAGUGCAGGGGAAGAUGAAUCACACGAGGGUGGUCACAGCAAUAGAAUUGGUCAAGUAUCAUCUCAGGGAAGAUCUAUGCUACGCCGACGUAGACAAUUUGAUGCUCAGGGUUCGAGAAGAAGAGGCCGAUCGCACGCUAGAACUUGUUGCGGUGAUGAUCUUCAGAGUCUACAGACACUUCACGUGAUUGGACGUGCCGAAAGACAGGAAAGUCCAAUUGGAAGCAACACCAACAACAAUAAUAACAGCACCAGCAACAACAACAACAAUAAUAAUAAUAAUCACGGGCAGGAUCAACCGAUAGUUGACUAUAGAAGACUGGUAUUCAUCAGUUCGGAUUCAUCGUCAGGUCGUGAGGAAGACGAUGCAGACAGCAGUUGUUCCAGUUCCUCUUACUUAAACGGUUUACCACGCGGUAGUAGUGGUAGUCACGCUCAAUCCCACGAGGAGGAUUGUGAUUGGGAUUAUUUCGAGAGUGGUUCGAUACCAGUCGUCAUUGGUGGUGGUACCACCAACGUUGCAACGGAAACUAAUAUCUCGCAGGAUUGGAGUUGUUGUCCUGGACGUGGAUCAUCCGCUUGUCGGGCUUGCGGGGGUUCUGGAAACGCUAACGUACUUCCGGUACCAGUGCCUAUACCAGUCCCAGUACCAUAUCCGGUACCAAUACCGGCAGCUCUCUGGACCGGUGAUUUCGCAGCUGCAGCAUCCUCGAUGAUAAGUCGUGCCGGAGAUUCGGAACCUGGAACUUUGAGAUUGAAAGGUGAUCCACGUGCACCUUGGUUCGCUUGGCAUCCAAGAUUUAAUCAACCGUUGCAUCGUGGUAGACUUGAUCCAAGAUUGACAGAUAUCUUCGAUCCAAACAGUUGUACAUUUAGACCGGAACAAGUGAUCGGUCCACGUUUAUACGAGUCACCUAUCGAAACGUCAAUUUCAUCGGCUACCGAAUCUCUGAGUAAUCAUCAUCAUCAUCAUCAUCAUCAUCAUCAUCAUUUGGGAAAUACUGGUGGUGAAACGGUGAACAAUAAUUUAGGAAAGUCUAAUACAAACGUGGAGGAUAAUUUAAUGAACGAAACUUUGUCAACGAAAGAACACGAAUCGACCAAUAAAGUAACUGAACAGAAAGAUGAUUCUAACGUUAUCAAUGUUGACAAACUCGUACAAACGGAAAAUAGAAUGGAAGAAGAAGAAGAAGAAGAAGAAGAAGAAGAAGAAGAAGAAGAAGAAGAAGCUGUGUGCGAGGAUUCCUUAUCUUCUUCAUUCGAAAGUAGAGAUCAAAUAAUAUAUCAAAGAUCUCACGAGGAUUCUGGUAGUUCAUCUGGACGUUCUUCGGCUGAUAGUAGCGAUCUCGAAGAAGAUUCUUCAUCCCACAGAUUUUCCCGAGUUUUCGUAGUAAACGAUGAUUCUCUUACAAGUGAUAACGAUAUUGAGGACAACGGCGAAGAAGAUGAUUCCGAUUCGGCUAACGAAGGUGGUGUAACAUUGAAACGUGUCACUGCUUUACCAGAAGAAGAAUCUGUGAUAUUGCAACAUGUUCGUUUGUUAAACGAGGAUGGCAACUUUGAGGAUAUCAAUGGAAAUCAAACUAAUAGAAAUAGAUCUGAGGAUGAAUCAGAAUCAAGAAAAGCUAAUAAUCCAAAUGAUAGUUCAAACUUGAUGAAGAUAAAAACUCGUGAUGGACAUAAUCCGGUAGAAGUUGAAAAUGAUGACAGAGUACCAUUGUUGUUAGAUCAUCGAUUGAUUCCAGAAGAAAUAUAUCUCGCUGACGAGAGCGAAUCAUUAGGUAAUAAAAUAGAAUUGAAAUCGGUUAGAAUCCUGGAUCCUGAUAGUAUCGAUGCAACUUCGAACAUAAGUGUAAACGAAGUUCAAUCGAUAGAAGAUACAAGCAACGAAAAUGUUAAUGAUAACGAUGAGGAAAGUGAUUUGUCCAGUUGCAGUGGAAAUUGGGAUUCAACUAUAAUACCAGACUCAUUAGAAAUAUCCAAAGAAAUGUCUAAGCACGAUGACAAUUCGUCCGAUGAAAUUUUAAGGGAUUCCAAUAAAGAUGAUCACGUGGAUGACGAUGAGAAUGAAAAUGAAGUACGUACAAACUCGUCUAACGAUAAGAACGAUUGCGAAACUUCAUCGGAUAAGCUUAACGUGUUAUCAGACGUUUCAUUAAACGACGAUACGUCAGAUCAUAAGAAAGAUAUUAAUAACGAAUCAAGCCAGAACGUUAUCGGCAAUAUGUUUUUCUCUUCGAUGGAAAGUUCAACUGGUAACGAAACAACAACGACAGGAAGUGAAGUUAGCAGUGACGAGCUUCACGAAUAUGAGGUCACACCGUUGUACGAUGGCAACGCAACAACCAGGAUUACUACUACAACUACAACGAUAUCCGCCGUGAGCGAAAAAUUAAUGCUAUUGAAUCGAGAAGAAAUGGAAAAGACGUUGGAAAGUAUAAAAGAAUUGGAGGUUAGCGAGAUCAGCAAAGAGGAAGAAUCUUUGUACGAUAAGUUCUCGUUACAUAAUUCCAGUACGGAGAGUCUUGCAACUAAAACAGAAAGGAAGAAGGAAGAGGAGACUGGUAACAAAGUGUUAGAAGUGUUGAUGGUGAAUAAAAACGUGGGUGAUGGUGGUGGUGGUGGUAGUGGAGAAAAGGAUGUUGUUGGAAGGAAAUGGGCAGGUCGGGAGGUAGGCGAGGUUAUAUCUAACAAAAUUCAAGAGAUCUUCAUGAGCGGUGAACGUGUCGAACGAAUAACUGAGACUGCGCACGAGGAGUACGAGCAAGAGCAAGAGCAGCACGAUUCGUACACAACGGUGAGAGGCGAGAGUCCUGCUGCUUCAAGCGAGGUAGUAGGAAAUAACAACGAAGGUGGUAGUUGUGACGGUGACGGUGGAGGUGGAGGUGGAGGUGAAGGUGGUGGUAGUAGUGAUGGUGACUCGACGGUGGGGGUAUCGACACGGUUUCGCUCAGUCGAGCGACGCCCGUCCACUCGAAAGGAGAAUGGAUUCCCUCCUGCCGCGUCGACGAAGGAUUCCACAAGAGACAACAACGACGACGACCACGACGACCACGACGACCACGACGACCACGACGAAGACAACGAAGACGACGACGACGACGACGAAACAUCAUUUAGUUACUUUCCCUCAUCUACGAUUCCUUCGAACAAUACAACCGGUACUACUGCUAACAACAACAACGCUAGAUAUAAGAGCCUCGUGAUGAUUACCCAAGAAGCUGCUUCGUAUCAACCGGUGAGCGUGAUUACGUCGGACACUACGACCUUGUUGCAACCGGAUGAAGUCCAUUCGGCUGGUCAGGGUCUAGCCGGGUAUUUCCAGCUGGCGCUAGAAGCGGUAACAGAACAGCCACACCGUAAGACUGGCCAACCACCUAGAAGACCUCUCAUGGUGAAAAGAUUGCCGAGCAAUGUGACGAGCAGCAAUCAUUCCGAAGCAGAAGCUGACAGUGGUUUAAGCGUGGGUAGUGCUAGUGAGAGUGAUGACGUUUCAGUUAAGAACGCUAAUAAAAUAAAUAAUCGUUUGGAAGGUGGUAACAGUAAUGAGGAUUCUCAAUCGAAAGAUCGUCAGAGUUGCAACAACAAUGAUCAUCAACGCGAAGGAUUACGAGCACGUGUGUCUUCCCAAUCGAGUGACGAUAAUUCGGCUAGUGGUGGGGUUGUUAUACUCGAAGAAGGACUCGCUGAUGAUGAUUCCUGGGUCGAAGAAGUAUCCCACGACGAGGAUGAACCCGAAGCUACUACUGCAACCGAGGAAAGUUCCGAGGACGAAGCUAAUAAUCUUGGAGAUCGAGAGGAAGAACUUCGAGGAUAUCACAGGCAAGCUAUCGAUUUUACUCUUCAUACGAUUGUUGAGGAAUCGUGCGAGGAAAGCGAAGCAGAACCCAGCAGUUUGGCUACAGGUAGUAGUCCGUCGAAAAAACAACGGCCACCGUCCGCCUCGGAAUUAGAAAAAUAUUUUUUCUUCGGACUCGGUGGUGAUGGAAAUAAUUCCAGUAUGGGAUCUCGCGAGGUUGAUAGUCUUUCCGAAACUUCAUCCAUUUAUUCGGAAGGUUUGGAAUCUCUUGGACAAGACGAACCUACUAGUACAGCUUCGAACGCUAGUACAACAACCACCGGCUGUCAAAGUCAAGAACGACUAAAUUCCAAUAACGAAGGAUUUCUCAACUCUUCCAGAUUGGAAAAGUACUUUCUAUCGGAGUUUCUUGGAUUUGACCAAGACAGACGUGACUCCGAUGGUUCGGUUGGUAGCGAUUCCGAAGGAAGACCAAGUCCAGAAGCUCAACGAAGAAAACGUCUCGUUCGUGCUAGGGGUACUGGUAGAUCACACAGUUCUUCUCUCGACAAUUUGUUGGCUUUGACGCAAAGCUCGCAAAAUUUAAGCUCCCAAAAUUCUCUGCAAGAUCUAAGUCUCAAUCAAGAUUUGCAGGAAACGCAAUCGGAGGGAUCGUCGACCGAAACCGACGGCGCUGAGGAUGGACAAACUCCGGCUUUUGGUACGGAUGGACAAUUCGAUACGGUCAAAAGGAAAAAGAAAAAGCCAAGAAAUUUGGGUACCCAGAGUCCUCGGGUACCACCAGACGACAGAAACAAAACUCCCGAACCAAAUAGAGAAAUGGUAUUGGUCGGAGAAGUAGUGGUUGAGGAUGAUACGGAAGCUGCCAAUUCGGAAGAUUCUGAAAGAGCUAAAACUCCUCAACCGGAAUGCGCGUUAUCUUCUUCCUCAUCGCCAUCCGUCGUCAUUGGUGGUAACGCGUCGACGACGACACCCUCGCCGCAAGUAAUCGUUGAUUCAUCGAGAAAUCUUCUCUCAGCAUCCUCGGCCGAUUCUAUCGCUUACAAUCAAAGAUCGAAACAACAAUCGAGAGAUUCCGGAUUCGUUGGUAGUUGCGAUGAUCUUUUGCAACAUCAAAAGAUACCCGAUGACGUUCAAGUUAAUUCCGAAGUUAAUCAAGAAACAGGAAAAGAUCAUCGUACGAGGAAAGAAAGUAACGCGAGUGUUCGAACUACCGAUGAAAUCAUUUCUAACGAUACUGCUGUUGUUGGUAAUGAAAAAAACAAUUCCGUAAAGAUUGAUCAUCCGAUCAAUCACGCGACGAACACUACUAUACCAGCACAUUUGCCAAAUGCAUCACUAUCGCGAAAAGAUAGCUUUAACAAUUGGUCCAGUGACGAGGAAACGAAUCUGAUGAUGUCUAAGAUGCGACAAUUUUUCAAAACUAUGGUUGCCAAUUCGAACGGUCAAGGUCAGAAUGUAGCCAAUGCAAAUUCGAGCGGUGCGUCACCGGCACCGAGUCCACGGUUACCUGGAUAUUCCUCGAAGGCAAGAAUGUGUUCACAAAAUCGCACUAAACCACCCCAAUUGGUAUACUUUGAGAACGAAUUAACCAGAUUAAUGAAAACCGUACCUGGUAUACGUGACGAACAAGUUCGAGAGAUCGUCGAGUAUCUCAGUUCCGAAGAUACAUGGUCUGAUUCUUACGACAGUUCGGAUUAUACCAGUUCGGAUUUGGAAGGAGCUGCUGGUGGUCGUCGUUCGGCAUUGCAAGAACAAAUUUCACAAAGUUGUCAACAGAUCAUUAGCAAAUUCGAUACUACUUCUGGUGAUAAUAUUUUAAGCGAGAAAGAAACUAAAGAAGAUAAUAAUAAUAAAAAUGGAUCUACGAUUCAAACACCUUGCCUUGGUAAAGACACUGCAUUCGUUUAUCAAAAAUUGGUACAGAGUUUUACUAAAAUGGCAGGUGACGGUGUGAGUUCCGAUACAAAUUCAACACCUCAUAGCAGUCCUCCAUUAAUUGCUAAGGUUAUGCAUCACAUAGGUAGUCGAUUGGUAGCAUUGAUGCACGAGGUGUCAGAAGGUGGUCCAGCAGUGGUUCAGCAUCAUUCCUCAACAACAUGGAGAAGAUAUUCGCAACAUCAUCGAACACCAUCAUCUGCUUCAACAACGGAAGACGAUGAUUCAACGUCAGAUUCAACGAAUGCCACUUGUUCGGCUCACCUGCAAUUACCUAGAUCCAAAUCUCACGAUCCUUUGUUACUCAUCAAUAAUCAUCCUAGUGCGUCGACCGGUCAGGAGGGAGAGGAAAGGGAAGCCAGCGAUUAUGAAAGAUUCUCAUGGCGUGGUAGUUUUGAAUCUGCAUUAAUGGCAGCUGACUCGAGAACGAAACUAAGUUUAUUGGCUUGCAGCGGAGAUGUCAGUGGGGUUGGGGUUGGGGCUAGUGCUAGUGCAAGUGCAUUGGCAAUGGCAGCCAAACGACGUAGUGCCGGUGAUUUGUUGUUUAAUCCUAGAAGCUUAUCGAGAGAACAAUUAGACAGGGUUAGAAGUUGCGGUUCUAUUGGUGGUGGUAGUAGCGGUGGAGGUGGCAUAGGUGGUGGAGGAUCUAUCGAAGAUAGAAUUUGGAGUAAUAGGAGAAGAUCUUCUGUUCCUGAUGCAAACACCAGAGGAGAAUCCGGUGCAUCGGCAGGUGACGAGGAUACCGAGGACGAAUUAGAAUACGGUGGUGAAUCGCGUGCCACAACUCUACCUCGUGGCAUGCAAUCAGCAUUAAGCGCAGCUACCAAUUCUCUACCACGUUUACCAGCUUCUACUACGACAACUGGCUUGACAACAACAUCAACGACCUCAUCCCAAAUGCACAAAGCGCAUAGCGUUUAUCAUUUUCUACCGCAACACAGUGGCGUGAAAUCGGCCAGAUAUCGACCGCCCGGUUUUGCUAGGAACAGUAACGUAACGGGAGCUAUCAUUGGUGCCGGUGGUGGUGCUGCUGCUGGUGCUGGCCCUAAACGAGCGGUCAGUGCACCGGGUUUACAAGUCUCAGGAUCGCAAAGUUCAGCUGCCAAACGGGACAAUUCUAGAUCUAGAAGACAACAGGCAAUAUCACUAACGCCUGAUGAUGGAAGUAGUUUGUCAGAGGCGUGCAGUACGCCAAUCAUCGGUGCCGGUUCGCGUGCUGCUUCUAGUCACACGGUCAUGGAUAUGGACGAUAUGGAUCCUGGAUUGCAUUCUGGACAUCUCGCUACUCGUGCUUCUUUGUCCAGCCUUGGAGCACGAUCAGAUUCAAUGGCAUCGGUUUACAGUGGUGCAGGUGAAGGUAGAUGCUGUAGAUCGGUAGUUGUUACCGGUGAAGUUGAAUUUGCAUUGCAAUACGAUUACAAACAUCUCACGUUUGAGGUGCACGUUACCAAAUGCAAGAAUCUCGCUCCAGUCGACGUCAAACGAAAACGAUCAGAUCCAUACGUAAAGGUCUAUCUCCUGCCGGAUAAAUCUAAAAGCGGUAAACGUAAAACUAAAGUGAAGAAGCACACAUUGAAUCCUGAAUUUAACGAAACAUUAAAGUUUCACAUGAGCUUGAGCGGUUUGGAGACAAGGACGUUAUGGCUGACAGUAUGGCACUCUGACAUGUUUGGAAGAAAUGAUUUUCUUGGAGAAGUUAGAAUGCCAUUGGAGAAUAAAAUUUUCGACGAUCCUACACCAAGAUGGUAUCCACUUCAGGAAAGAACAGAACCAUUCGACGACCCGAUAGCUUACAAAGGUGAAGUAAUCGUUGGUUUGAAGUUCGUACCACCUGAUCCAGCUCAACAACAGGAACGUGAGUUGGGCUCCGAUCACAAGGGUGCAUCCAAGUCGAGAAAAAAUUGGAGUCGUGGUGCAUUGCACGUUCUCGUCAAGGAAGCUAGAAAUUUGCAAACCAGGGCAAAGAAUUCGGGAACUUGUGAUCCCUUUUGCAAAAGUUACCUGUUACCUGACAAAGGUCGGUCAGGUAAACAAAAGACUGGUGUAGUUCGUCGAUCAGGUGGUUCACCAGUAUGGGGUCAUACUUUCAUCUACAAGGAUGUCAGUUUGCAAGAGUUAGCUGAACGAGGACUCGAAUUAACGGUAUGGGAUCACGAUCGUAUCGCAAGUAACGAGUUCUUAGGUGGUGUACGUUUCAAUCUUGGUACAGGAAAACAUUAUGGUAAACAAGUUGAUUGGAUGGACGCAACGGGACGUGAAUUAUCAUUAUGGCAAAGUAUGCUCGAAAGGCCUAAUUUCUGGGUCGAAGGUGCAGUAACCUUAAGGCCAAAUCUACACAACCAUGGAAAAUCUACUAAUGGUUCUUAAGGGAUCAUCCUUGUUUUAUCUUCAUGAAUUAUGAUCGAAGUUAUUAUUUUUAGGUUCGAUACUUAUUCUUUGUUCUUUCAAGCCAAUUCUAUAAAAUCGAUUAUGAUGAUGAACUUCCCAUAUAAAUAAUAACAUAUAGAAUUUUAGUUAAUCGAUAUGAUGUAAAUAAAUGAAUUAGGCGAGAAUUAGGUCUCGUUCUUCGACGAUAGAUGAUUAUUAAAUCAGUGCCUUUUUUCGGGAGAAUAAAUGAAUUAAAACAAAAAAAAAAACAAAAAAAAGUAAAGGAAUUG
Messenger RNA from Polistes dominula (European paper wasp), 11273 nucleotides. RefSeq lists its product as uncharacterized. NCBI's taxonomy places the organism in Eukaryota, Metazoa, Arthropoda, Insecta, Hymenoptera, Vespidae. Gene Ontology annotation, cellular component: plasma membrane; exocytic vesicle. Gene Ontology annotation, biological process: exocytosis. The record is from RefSeq and is a predicted model, not a curated record. Gene Ontology annotation, molecular function: neurexin family protein binding.